UCCAGCGAAUUCCGUUAUUGUAUCUCCAGGCGUGUCUGACAUUAUCAGUGUUAUCACUUUAGCCGGAUAAGCAAAUCUUGCAAGAUAUCCUCCUAAGGUAGCGUUCGAUGCUUUCAACGUAGCAAGGACAUCAAGCUUAUCCUUAACGCUGAUUGUUUUUGGUGGACAGCAUAAUAGAUCGUCGGUACCUCCUGACAGGAUCACAAACAGUAUAUCAUUCUUCAUUAAACCUCUGCAAUACUCAACGAUCUUGCGUCCAAUUUCUACUGAUUUUUCAUCAGGCUUCCCAUCAGUACCAACUUCCGCGUACUUGUGCAAAAACAUUUGAUUUUGAAUGUAACUAAUUAAGUACUGGCACAUCUCAUUGGAGGAGGUCGGCAUAAGGAAAGGAAGGAAAGAAUCAAUUAAGUACGAAAUUUCCCACCAAAAUACGAUGUCUGACAGUAGUGAAACGUUGCGACGUUCCUCGAGAAUAAAAGCUCCUGUUAAUUAUGCAGACAAAUCUGAAAUACGAAUACGAAGGCAUAGUAGUUCCGCCACUUCAACUGCAAGUACUGAUGUGUUAGAGACUGAGCUUGAGAAGGAACUUGAAAAUGUUGAGGAAAAUGUGCAAAAACCGUCUGAACUAUUCACAGAUGAGGAUGUCAGUGGUACACGGAUGUACCAAUUUCAGACACCUUCAAAAAAAGAUGCUAUGGUACAAAAAGCUAUUUCUUGCCGAAAUAAUAUAACACCAAGUACUCCCAAGUUUAAGCCUAAAUUACAGAUUAUAAUUGAAGCUACAAAGACUCCACAUCAUAUACGCACAAAAAUUAAGAAACAAUUGGCUUCUAUUAAUCGUAAAAACAUAGCAUCUGGUUUAACAUCAAGUGAAAGUGAAAGUGUCUCUGAAGACAGUGAAUUUGUACCUUCUGAUGAUGAAACUGAUGAUCAUAAUACUGAUGAACAAAGUGAAAAUGAGAUUCACUCUGACGAGGAGAGUGAUGGUGAAGCAAAACAACCAACGAGGGAUAAAUCUCCCUCUCGCAGGCUGCAAAUAACAUUUACCACUUCAUCAAGCAAAGGCAAAUCUAUAUCUAAUGCAAUUUGUUCUGAAUUUCAUUUGAAAACUGACCAAUACUUUGAGAAUCAAUCUGCAAAAGUUUUAACGUCUGAUCAUACAUUGGGAAGACUGAAAACUCCCCGUUUAAAUGAGGAAAAAAUUCAAGAAUUGCUGGUAAAUCAGAACCAUGUAUCACAGGAACAUAAAAAUGGUAUUAAAUCACUUUCCAAGAUCUACAGAUCUUUUUUUCCUAUGUGGUACUUCAUUAUGGAAGAAGGAUAUAGUAUACUUUUACAUGGCAUUGGGUCUAAAAGAAAUUUGAUUAAUGAUUUUUAUAAAGAAAUUAUUUAUGAUCAUCCCACCUUGGUCGUAAAUGGGUUUUUUCCCAGUUUAACUAUAAAGGAGAUACUCGAUGGCAUAAUAGUGGACCUGUUGGAACUAACUAGCCCAACAAAUACAAACGAGUGUAUUAACCUCAUAGAAAAUAUCUUGAAAGAAAAUCCCGAUGAUCGUCUCUAUUUAUUAAUACAUAAUAUAGACGGACAGAUGCUUCGUUCUGAUAAAACACAGGAUAUUCUUUCUCGUUUAGCAGCUAUUCCCAAUCUCUGCUUAAUGGCUUCUGUCGACCAUAUAAAUGCACCUUUACUUUGGGAUAAUGUAAAAAGGUCACGUUAUAAUUUCUACUGGUGGGAUUCAACAACACUUUUACCAUAUGUGGCAGAAACAUCAUACGAAAAUUCAUUAAUGGUUAAACAAAGUGGUUCCCUCGCAUUAUCAUCAUUGCGCAACGUUUUUCUGUCUCUUACGUCAAAUGCUAAAUCAAUUUACAUAUUAUUGGUUAAGCAUCAGUUGGAAAAUAAUAGCAAGAACUAUCCAGGAAUGGCAUUUAAGGAUCUAUAUUGGGGAGCGCGUGAAGCUUUUCUGGUAAGUUCAGAUUUAGCACUGAGGGCUCAAUUAACAGAAUUUGUUGAUCACAAGCUAGUCCGAAAUAAACGUAACGUCGAUGGGGCUGAGUAUCUCAUCAUUCCACUUGAAGAUGCCUUACUGAAACAAUUUCUCGAGCAGUAUGAAGAAACUUGAAUCUAUCAUUAAAGUCGUACCCUAGUUAAGAUCUCAGCAAAGUAAACUACUUAAUAAAUUCUUAAUAUUUAUUUUUGUAUCCGAUGAGUGCCUUCGAUAUUCUAAAUAAAGACGAAUAUUUUUGAAUAAUUAGUAAA
Messenger RNA from Cephus cinctus (wheat stem sawfly), 2259 nucleotides. It is a transcript of the gene Orc2, whose product is annotated as origin recognition complex subunit 2. Gene Ontology annotation, molecular function: DNA replication origin binding. Gene Ontology annotation, biological process: DNA replication. The record is from RefSeq and is a predicted model, not a curated record. NCBI's taxonomy places the organism in Eukaryota, Metazoa, Arthropoda, Insecta, Hymenoptera, Cephidae. The transcript is spliced from 11 exons. Bases 434 to 2122 code for a protein of 562 amino acids. Gene Ontology annotation, cellular component: nuclear origin of replication recognition complex; nucleus.